GAUGUAAAAAAUCAUUAAAUCAUGUCAGUGCAGGUGGGGUCUGGUUAUUAUGUGGUCAUAUAACUUUAGAUAUGAAUCAGGUCAUGAUCGGCAUAUAGGCCAGGACGCCUUAGGCUUCUCUCCCCGGGGCAGCCUUGAUCCACGUCAAUAAUGCUCAAGAAUUUUCCAAAAAUGACGAAAGAUAUGAAACCACAGAUCAAAGGCUGCUUAAAGAAGCACAAGCAGGAUAAAUAAGUUUAAAAGAAAGAAAGAGUAAAUAUAUAUUCAAAGCAUUGAAAGCCAAAGAUAAAGAGAAAAUCUGCAAGGCAGCCGGAGGGCAAUUCCUUGGGUAGAGAUGUGGGGAAAAGCCCUCCAGGUGGAAGGAACAGCAGAAGCAAAGGCAAGGAGGUGGAGAAGUAUAGGGGCUCUCUGAAGGACAGCACGUGAGGAGGGAUGGCGUGUGAGACAGAGUGCCGUCCCUUGGGUGUGUUUACGUGCCAGCUCUGUGCCUUGACAGCUCCAUACAGCUAUGUGGGGCAGAAGCCCCCUGACACCCAGUCUGUCGUCCUCCUGGAGGAGAGCUAUGUCAUGAAGGACCCCUUCACCUCGGACAAAGACAGAUUCCUGAUCCUCGGCUCGAAAUGCAGUUUAUGCAGCAGGCUGGUGUGUGUGGGCCCGGAAUGCAGUUUAUUCUAUUCCAAGAGAUUUUGCCUCCCCUGUGUCCAGGAGAACAUUGAUGCUUUCCCUCAGGAAAUUCGGCAAGACUUGGAGAAAAGGAAAGUUCCAUCAAAGAGGCCUGCCAGCCAGCCCAGUUCUCGGACGUGAGUGCAGCCAGGUGCCAGGUCCACAGCAGCGCCCUGCACGGGGCUUCUGGAUCGAGGUGGGGCUGAGCUGGGAGCUGCUUGGCCCGGCCUGUUUCUGGGCCGUCGGGAGCAGCGUCUGCAGCCUGAGGUAGCUGGGGUGCAGCCUCAACAGCAGCAGGACCGGGAGCCACAUAGAAGGCACCUCAAAGGCAGACCUCAGACCAGACACCCUGCAAACCCAGCCCUCUGCUCCAGAGCUCCCGUCCCCUGAGACCGAGAACAGGAGCUGGCCACAAAGGGAAGCCACAGUCGGGCCUGUGGGCCCUUUUGCUCUCCUGCUCGGGGGCUGAGGCUCCAGGCUUUCCUGCAGGGUCCUCCCCUGGCUUCUGCUUGCACAGGGCCAGGCAUGGAAGGCUCCUGUUAACCCUGCGUAUGAGUCAUCAGAUCCGGGAGUUGCCUCCAUGUGCCGUGCUGCUCUGCUGGGUCCUGUGGACACAGCAGCGAAGAGACAGAGGCCCACUGUCUCAGAGCUGUUGAUCUAGUAUGGGGACACUGUGUGGUCAUGUUGUCUGUGCUCAUGCAGAGGCAGGAGGGGCUGCUUCUCCCAGCCAUGGCGGGGGGUGUCACCUGCCUCCCCAGAUGCCAGAAAGUGAGUGCUCCUGCCACGAAGAUGUCAGUCAGCAGAACGGUUCACAGGGAGGCGACCUGUAUGCUUGUGGGAAGAUGCUGAGGUGUACUGAGAGCUACAGAACGCGAUUGGGAUGACUGGGGGGAUAAAAUUUUUACUUCCCAUCCUUAUGUGAUGCUUGGAAAAAUGUUCUUAAUCUUGACCAUGUGUCAUAUUUAUAAUUAAAGGCCCAAAGAACCAGUUAAUGUUUUGGAAAAUAAUCCUUCCCCUGAAACAUCUACGAGACCAAUCUUCUCCGUGGGUGCUGUGGGCCUGGCGGUAGAUCCAGAGGUUGAAUGUUGGUGCUUCUGGCCUUUUCUGGUCCCUCAGGCUCCGGCUCCAGCUCCAGGCCCAAUUCCAUUCCAAGGCAGAGGAAUGCCCUCAGCUUCCUUCCCUCACUCGUGCUCACACCUCAGAGCCAUUCUGUUGCUUGCCUGCCUCCUCUCCAUAGUGAACUCAGCCCUCGGUGCCUGUGAAGUCCAAACCCACAGACUGCCGGCUGUCCUGGGGCACCCCGCCCCCAGGCACCGCCCACGGCACUCCUGCCCUCAUAGGCCCCAUGGUAGCAAGUGGGAACUGUGAGCUCCCUCCUGUCUGCUAGUUCUUAGAGGGUAGGAAGUGCUCUGUCUCAUGUUAUCGUUACUGCAAGGCCAGUUCACAUUCCCGGGGCGUGUUAGGAGCCUGUCUGAUGAGAGAAUGAAUAAAGAGCUUGUGCUGAC
This is a messenger RNA of Equus caballus (horse), 2168 nucleotides long. RefSeq names its product cysteine rich DPF motif domain containing 1 (gene CDPF1). Lineage: Eukaryota; Metazoa; Chordata; Mammalia; Perissodactyla; Equidae. The record is from RefSeq and is a predicted model, not a curated record.